CUACCCACCAUUUUUGCCUUUUGAUUUCUCUCUCUCUUCAUCUCUCUCUCUCUCUCUCUAUAUAUAUAUAUAUAUAUAUGCAGACAUGUUUUCUAAUGAACUUGCUCGCACUGUUGUUGGUAUUAUAGGGAACGUGAUAGCCCUCAUACUGUUUUUGUCACCUGUGCCAACUUUCUACAGGAUAUGGAAGAAAAGAUCAGUGGAACAGUACUCACCGAUUCCAUACCUUGCCACCUUUAUUAACUGUGGGCUGUGGGUACUAUAUGGACUGCCUUUGGUACACCCCCACAGCACACUGGUUGUGACCAUAAAUGGGACAGGCUUUGUGAUUGAGAUCCUGUACUUGUCUCUGUUCCUCAUAUUCUCCGACUCCAAGAAACGGCUGAGGCUGGUGGUGAUAGUCGUGGCGGAGUGCAUAUUCGUGGCGGCGUUGGCCCUCCUCGUCUUGACUUUGGUUCACACCACCAAGCUCCGCUCGGCCAUCAUCGGCAGCAUUUGCAUGGUUGGCAACAUUAUGAUGUAUGCUUCCCCGCUAGCGGUCAUGAAGCUGGUGAUCAGGACAAGAAGCGUUGAAUAUAUGCCAUUUUUCCUCUUUCUUUUCUCCUUCCUCAAUGGCGUCAGCUGGACAGCCUACGCUCUUAUCCGCUUCGAUCCCUUCAUUGUUGCCCCUAAUGGGAUGGGAACUGUACUGGGGCUGGCUCAGCUAAUAUUAUACGCCACCUUCUACAAAUCUACCAAAAGAAUAAUGGCUGAAAGAAAAGCCCAAAGCGAAGUAGACUUGGCAGAAAAAGUAGGAGCAGACGUCAACAAGAAUGGGCAUGUUUCGCAUAUUAAUGGAGUCGUGUAGCAGCUCCACUCAAUUUAGCCGACCAGCAAUUUUAGCAGCACUAUUUCAAUUCCCUUCUAAUUAUCAAUCAGUUAACUGUAGAAUAGGCGACUUCGUGAUUGCUAAGGAUGUAACCCAAUGUUUGUCUGGUGCUUAAAGCUAAGAAUUGUUGUACCCUUGUUGUAAUCUCGUGAAGAUUAUGUGUUUUUUUUUU
Sesamum indicum (sesame) is the source of this 1040-nucleotide messenger RNA. Its product is annotated as bidirectional sugar transporter SWEET7. Gene Ontology annotation, biological process: carbohydrate transport. Gene Ontology annotation, cellular component: membrane. Gene Ontology annotation, molecular function: sugar transmembrane transporter activity. The record is from RefSeq and is a predicted model, not a curated record. Lineage: Eukaryota; Viridiplantae; Streptophyta; Magnoliopsida; Lamiales; Pedaliaceae.